AUGCAGGCUUUUGGUCAUGAUGCUCAUGCAACUAUGCUUCUUGGAGCAGCCAGAUUGGUCAGCAGCAAAAAGGACUCUUUGAAGGGCACGAUCAAACUCAUAUUCCAACCCAGAGAAGAAGGUCAUGCCGGUGCGUACCAUACGCUACGAGAAGGAGCACUCGAUCAACUGCAAGCCAUCUUUGGCUUACAUGUUUUGCCACAUUUGGAAACCGGCAGCAUUUCUUCAAGGCCUGGUCCAAUGCUAGCGGGGGCUGGUAGGUUCUUGGUCACAAUACAAGGAAAAGGAGGGCAUGCCGCGAGCCCACACCUGACUGUAGAUCCUGUUCUUGCCGCUGCAUCUGCAAUUACCGCGCUCCAGCAUAUCAUUUCCCGAGAAACGGAUCCUCUUGAGGCCCGGGUCAUCACGGUGGGCUUCAUCGAGGGUGGCCAAGCUUUGAACGUGAUACCGGAGAUGGUCCGGUUUGGAGGAACUUUUAGGAGCAUGACUUCAGAUGGCUUGUAUAGUCUAAAAGAGAGGAUCAAAAAGGUAAUAGAGUUGCAGGCAGCCGUGCAUCGGUGCAAUGCGACAGUUGGCUUCAUGGAAGAAAAAAUGAGGCCAUACCCUGCUACUGUGAACGAUGAGGCAAUGUACAGGCAUGCGAAAGGCGUCGGUGAAGCCCUGCUCAGCGAAUCCUGA
This is a messenger RNA of Eucalyptus grandis, 678 nucleotides long. RefSeq names its product IAA-amino acid hydrolase ILR1-like 7. The transcript is spliced from 4 exons. Gene Ontology annotation, cellular component: endoplasmic reticulum. Gene Ontology annotation, molecular function: IAA-Ala conjugate hydrolase activity. The record is from RefSeq and is a predicted model, not a curated record. Gene Ontology annotation, biological process: auxin metabolic process. NCBI's taxonomy places the organism in Eukaryota, Viridiplantae, Streptophyta, Magnoliopsida, Myrtales, Myrtaceae. The coding region runs from base 1 to 678 and encodes 225 amino acids.